GGAAGGUCCUCUGCAGGUCCCCUUUCCGCUCUGCCGAUCGACUUCCGCCUCGGGCAGUCAACAUGUACGUUGCGGCUGUCUGGCGAAGCUGCUUCUGAGCGUUUGCGGAGGCGCAGCUUCCCCUCUGCGGGGCCGCCCUGCUUCCCCCCUCCCCGCCUCCCCCCGCCCCUCGCUCCCGUCCCUGGGGUCGGCGGACUUCUCGCUACAUGGGGGCGGGCUUCCGCGGUCGGCGCACGGCUUCCUGUUCUGAGGCGGCCCGGUGGUAGGCGGUGGCGACUCUGCCCGCUCCCGUUUCGGCGCGGUGACCGAGCGCCCGGGAGGCUCGAGGACCGCAUCGUGUGCCGUUGCGCCAAGCCCGGUCCUGCGCCGCCAUGGCCCCAGUGCAGCUGGAGAACCACCAGCUGGUCCCGCCCGGAGGCGGCGGCGGGGGCAGCGGCGGACCCCCGUCAGCCCCAGCCCCUCCUCCCCCGGGAGCCGCCGUGGCGGCGGCCGCUGCAGCUGCGGCUAGCCCGGGCUACCGGCUGAGCACCCUCAUUGAAUUUCUGCUGCACCGGGCCUACUCGGAGCUUAUGGUGUUGACGGACCUACUGCCAAGGAAAUCUGAUGUGGAAAGGAAAAUAGAAAUAGUGCAGUUUGCUAGCCGGACACGCCAACUCUUCGUUCGAUUAUUAGCUUUAGUGAAAUGGGCUAAUAAUGCUGGCAAAGUGGAAAAAUGUGCGAUGAUUUCAAGCUUUUUAGAUCAGCAAGCCAUCCUGUUUGUGGACACUGCUGAUCGCCUGGCCUCGUUAGCUAGAGAUGCUCUGGUCCAUGCACGCCUGCCUAGUUUUGCCAUCCCAUAUGCUAUUGAUGUACUGACUACCGGAUCUUACCCACGGCUGCCAACCUGCAUUAGGGAUAAAAUUAUUCCUCCAGACCCAAUUACCAAAAUUGAAAAACAAGCCACACUCCAUCAGCUGAAUCAGAUUCUUAGACAUCGGCUUGUAACCACAGAUCUUCCUCCUCAGUUAGCAAAUCUUACAGUUGCAAAUGGCCGGGUGAAGUUUCGUGUUGAAGGAGAAUUUGAAGCCACCUUGACUGUGAUGGGAGAUGACCCUGAUGUUCCAUGGCGUCUUCUCAAGCUAGAAAUUCUAGUUGAGGAUAAGGAAACAGGAGAUGGGCGAGCUUUGGUUCAUAGCAUGCAAAUCAGCUUCAUCCAUCAGCUGGUGCAGUCUAGGCUCUUUGCUGAUGAGAAACCUCUUCAGGAUAUGUACAACUGCCUACAUUCUUUCUGUUUAUCACUUCAGUUAGAAGUGUUACAUUCCCAAACUCUAAUGUUAAUCCGAGAACGGUGGGGAGACCUUGUGCAGGUGGAAAGGUACCAUGCUGGAAAGUGCCUCUCCCUCUCAGUUUGGAAUCAACAGGUUCUUGGGAGAAAAACUGGAACAGCAUCUGUUCACAAAGUUACAAUUAAAAUUGAUGAGAAUGAUGUCUCCAAGCCUUUACAGAUUUUUCAUGAUCCUCCUUUGCCAGCUUCUGAUUCCAAAUUAGUAGAAAGAGCCAUGAAGAUCGACCACUUAUCAAUAGAAAAACUCCUGAUUGACAGUGUCCAUGCAAGAGCUCAUCAGAAGCUCCAAGAACUGAAGGCCAUUCUUAGAGGCUUCAAUGCCAAUGAAAACUCUUCCAUAGAGACUGCACUCCCAGCUCUCGUUGUUCCCAUCUUGGAGCCCUGUGGUAAUUCAGAGUGUCUGCACAUUUUUGUAGAUUUGCAUUCUGGAAUGUUUCAAUUGAUGCUUUAUGGACUUGACCAGGCCACUCUGGAUGACAUGGAGAAGUCUGUGAAUGAUGAUAUGAAACGAAUCAUACCCUGGAUUCAGCAACUUAAGUUUUGGCUUGGACAACAGCGUUGCAAGCAGUCUAUAAAACAUCUGCCUACGAUAAGCAGUGAAACAUUGCAGCUUUCCAAUUACUCAACUCAUCCUAUUGGAAACCUUUCUAAGAAUAAACUGUUCAUUAAACUUACCCGCCUUCCACAAUACUACAUUGUUGUGGAGAUGUUGGAGGUUCCCAAUAAACCCACACAACUGUCGUACAAGUACUACUUUAUGUCUGUGAAUGCUGCAGAUCGUGAAGACAGCCCUGCAAUGGCAUUGCUGCUGCAGCAGUUCAAGGAAAACAUCCAGGACUUGGUUUUUCGUACAAAAACCGGGAAACAGACCAGAACCAAUGCCAAGCGCAAGUUGUCUGAUGAUCCAUGUCCAGUAGAAUCCAAGAAAACGAAACGAGCAGGAGAAAUGUGUGCCUUCAAUAAAGUUUUAGCUCACUUCGUCGCUAUGUGUGAUACAAAUAUGCCAUUUGUAGGACUUCGGCUGGAGUUGUCCAAUCUGGAGAUUCCACAUCAAGGAGUGCAAGUGGAAGGUGAUGGCUUCAGCCAUGCAAUUCGCUUAUUAAAAAUUCCUCCCUGUAAGGGUAUAAGUGAGGAAACCCAAAAGGCUCUGGACCGCUCUCUUCUUGAUUGCACUUUCCGAUUACAAGGUAGAAAUAACCGCACUUGGGUAGCAGAGUUAGUGUUUGCAAAUUGUCCACUUAAUGGCACUUCUACCAGGGAGCAAGGACCAUCCCGGCACGUUUACCUGACAUAUGAAAAUCUGUUGUCUGAGCCUGUUGGUGGUAGAAAAGUGGUUGAAAUGUUUCUUAAUGACUGGAAUAGCAUUGCACGAUUAUAUGAGUGUGUGUUGGAAUUUGCACGUUCUCUACCAGACAUACCUGCUCAUCUAAAUAUUUUCUCAGAAGUUCGUGUUUAUAAUUACCGAAAACUUAUCUUGUGUUAUGGAACCACCAAGGGAAGCUCAAUUAGUAUCCAAUGGAAUUCAAUCCAUCAAAAAUUCCACAUUUCUUUGGGAACUGUUGGCCCAAACUCAGGUUGUAGUAACUGUCACAAUACCAUUCUCCAUCAGCUUCAAGAAAUGUUCAACAAAACACCAAAUGUGGUUCAGUUAUUACAGGUACUGUUUGAUACUCAGGCUCCAUUAAAUGCCAUCAACAAACUCCCCACUGUGCCGAUGUUGGGCUUGACCCAGAGAACCAACACUGCCUACCAGUGCUUCUCCAUUCUGCCACAGUCGUCCACCCACAUCAGACUGGCCUUCAGGAACAUGUAUUGCAUUGAUAUAUACUGCCGGAGUCGAGGUGUUGUGGCAAUACGGGAUGGUGCCUAUAGUCUUUUUGAUAACAGCAAACUAGUUGAAGGUUUCUAUCCUGCACCAGGACUAAAGACGUUCCUGAAUAUGUUUGUUGACAGCAAUCAGGAUGCUAGAAGAAGGUCUGUAAAUGAGGACGAUAAUCCCCCUUCUCCUAUAGGAGGAGAUAUGAUGGAUUCUUUAAUAUCGCAGCUCCAGCCACCACCCCAGCAACAGCCGUUUCCAAAGCAACCAGGAACAUCAGGUGCUUAUCCUCUUACUUCACCCCCUACAUCUUAUCAUAGCACAGUCAAUCAGUCUCCCUCUAUGAUGCACACACAGUCUCCAGUCUGUCCCACAGCAGCUAGAGUGAUCCUUCAGGGACAGAAGUUCGUCCAUGAUUUCCGCUCCAAACUCUGCAUUGGAUUCCCACUCAUUCAGGGAAAUCUGCAUGCUGCCAGCUCCCCCAGUGGGGCUUUGAGAGCCCCAUCACCAGCGUCAUUUGUUCCAACUCCUCCCCCAUCCUCGCAUGGAAUCUCAAUAGGACCAGGGGCCAGUUUUGCUAGUCCACAUGGAACUCUUGACCCUAGUUCCCCGUACACUAUGGUGUCACCAAGUGGACGAGCAGGGAACUGGCCAGGAUCUCCUCAAGUGUCCGGCCCCUCACCAGCAGCACGCAUGCCUGGAAUGUCACCAGCCAACCCCUCACUACAUUCUCCAGUUCCAGAUGCUUCUCAUUCCCCUCGAGCUGGAACAAGUUCUCAGACAAUGCCAACAAACAUGCCUCCACCUCGUAAACUACCUCAGCGCUCUUGGGCGGCAUCCAUACCUACCAUCCUCACUCACAGUGCCUUGAACAUUUUACUGCUGCCCUCUCCAACUCCGGGCCUUGUGCCCGGCCUGGCAGGUAGUUACCUUUGUUCUCCACUUGAGAGAUUCCUUGGAUCAGUCAUCAUGAGACGACAUCUUCAAAGAAUUAUUCAACAAGAAACGCUGCAGCUGAUAAAUUCUAAUGAACCCGGAGUGAUCAUGUUUAAGACUGAUGCACUGAAAUGCAGAGUAGCCCUUAGUCCCAAAACCAACCAAACGCUUCAGCUAAAAGUGACACCUGAAAAUGCAGGACAGUGGAAACCUGAUGAACUUCAAGUUUUGGAGAAAUUCUUUGAAACAAGAGUUGCAGGACCACCAUUUAAAGCUAAUACGUUAAUAGCCUUCACCAAGCUAUUAGGAGCUCCUACACACAUCCUCAGGGAUUGUGUGCACAUUAUGAAGCUGGAGCUGUUCCCUGACCAGGCAACACAGCUAAAAUGGAAUGUUCAGUUUUGCCUGACGAUCCCUCCCAGCGCGCCGCCAAUUGCACCUCCUGGUACGCCUGCUGUGGUGCUGAAAUCCAAAAUGCUAUUUUUUCUUCAACUAACUCAGAAAACAUCGGUCCCUCCCCAAGAACCUGUUAGUAUUAUAGUUCCAAUCAUUUAUGACAUGGCUUCAGGUACAACCCAGCAGGCAGACAUUCCCAGACAGCAGAACUCUUCUGUUGCUGCUCCCAUGAUGGUCAGCAACAUUCUGAAGAGGUUUGCAGAGAUGAAUCCACCACGACAAGGUGAAUGCACAAUAUUUGCAGCUGUUCGUGAUUUAAUGGCUAAUCUUACACUGCCCCCUGGUGGGCGUCCAUAGACACUAUUGUUUUUAAACCAGGAAGGCUGACAGAUGAGACAACAAAACAAAUCUGAAUUCAGCCUUCAGUUUAAAAAAGGAAAAGGACUUUUUUUUUAAACUUUAAGAGCUAAAUAUUCUAAACUGGCAAAAAUUUUCAGGGUGCACUUCUUUCAUCAAAAUGAUCAUCCAUCUUUUGUAUAAUGAACUUGUAUAGUGUGUUUAAAUGGGACACAUUUCAAAGGAAAUAAAACAGUGUCCGUUUGCCAGUAAUAAAUUUAAUAUUCUGUUUUAUACUAUAAAGUUAUGAAAAUGCCAAACUUGUUUAUUUAAUUGUUUUCUUAUGUUUUGGGUGUAAUAGUCCUUUUUUGGUUUUUGUUUUGUUUUUUAAGGCAGGUCUGUCAUUUUUGAAUACUGUAAAACUGUGAUAAACUUUAUAUUGAAGCUGUAUUUUAAUAUGACCGCUUUGAAUCCUUACAGGAAAUGUUCUGGGAGUUGUUAUAAACACACCCCAAGGAAGCAAUAUUUAAUAAAACUAGGUCAAAAACAAAACAAAACAGUGACACUCACUUGUGUGUAUAUAAACUCUAGAGACAUCUUAGGGCCUCCCUUCAUCUUUAACCUGGUGGAUGGAGCCAGUUAUUAAUUUAUAAUAUGUGUCUGAAAUUUGACCAAAAACAUCUUCUUUAUGUCAAGGUUAAUAUAUUUUCUUCAGACAUUCCUAACUUGACUAGUGGUUAACAUUUAACACCUCGGUUGUCUUUCAAUAUAUAGGAUUUGGGUGAAAAAUAAGGAACUUAGUCUUUGAGAAGGGACAGUAUGUGGUUCAUAUUGAUCAAGGAUCCCAAAUAAUGCAAUCAUUCUCAUCUGUUGAGGAUGUGGGAACUUUUCUGUCAGGAAAAUUUAGUUUACAGAAUACUUCUGCAUACAACAUUAAUUAGGAAACAAAGAACUUUAAUGCUGUACCUCUGCAUGAAGUUUCUGUGAGCUUUCUUUAUCUUGCUUAACUUAUUCUCCUUGCCUUCCCCACCAAAAUUGGGAUUGUUCUAAACAAUUUCAAUUUAAUUCAUUGUCAACAAAACGAUAGAAUGUUUUGCUUGGAAGAAACCUGGUCCAUUCCCCUCAUUUUGAAGAAUCCCGAAUCCUGGGCCUGUCCAGGGUCAAAUGGAGUUUUUGGUAUUAAUACAUCUCUGCAGGGUUUCUUUUUGGAGCACUGUGCUGUCUUUCCUAGUCAGUCAGGGACUUUUUUAAGCUUCAAAGAACAUGAUCUGAUGCAAAGGUCUUCUACCGACUUCAUGGUAUUUAGGAAAAAUUUUUAAAUGAGAAUACCAUGCCGAGUUAUCUGGACACUGUAAUACUGGUUCUCCAUUAAAAUGUAGAUGCUUUGUCUAAUUCCACUUCAAGAUGAUUUAAUUGAGCUUCUAUAACUAUCAACUAUCAAAUUCUAGUUUCAAGUAUCUCACUGCACCUAUAUCAUAUCUGUUCUCAACUUUGCUUGAUUCUCCACUCAUUUUCAAUCAGACUUGAGGCCUUCUUUGCCUUUCUUCUUUGUCUUAUUUCUGCCUUCAUCUCCCACUUCUCACUCAACUCUGCCACUGUUCAGGAGCAGUUGACUAAACUUUUAUCUUUCGUUUAACUUAACCUUUUUAUCCUUCUGUUUUUAGUUCUUACAGUGGUAAUCACAUCAGUUUGGCAAUCUAAGAUGUCUUUAUCAAGGGUCAGCCCUUUUCUAUUUGGAGCUGAAUCUUUUCUUUCAUGUAGAAAUCUACAUGUAUAUACAGGAAAUGUAUUUUUAUCUGCAGGAUAAUAUUGUUUCAAAUAAUUUUAUUAAGAGUUAACUUUUUAGGUAUUUUCCCUUUUAAUGUGGUUUUGAAAUGUUAAUUGCAUUUUUACACAUGAUGCAUUCAGUGGACACUCUUUUUUCCUAAUUAUAACUCAUCUCUGAAUGCAUUGUGCCAAUCAAGAGUAAGAUAGGAUUCAGUGCACAAAAUUUGCUUUUGAUGCUUAUUAAGAGUAAACCCAUGAAUUUGAAUUUUUAUAUUAUGCUUGGUACUUGGAAUUGAUAUAUACCUUAUUAAAGCUUGAAAACAUUUAGCAUUUGAAUAGUAAGUUUCAUCACAAAUCAUGUCUUUUGCCUCUUUUGUUACCCAGGUUCAAUCAAAGGGACUGGAUGCCCAAAUGAUUUUUCUCUAAUAAUCGGGUUGGGAUUUAACUUUAAGGUGUUUUCAAUGUGAUUUUAGUAUUUACAGUAAUAAAUAAAAUUUAUACAAAGUUUCAGAGAA
This is a messenger RNA of Nomascus leucogenys (northern white-cheeked gibbon), 7090 nucleotides long. RefSeq names its product mediator complex subunit 14 (gene MED14). The record is from RefSeq and is a predicted model, not a curated record. Gene Ontology annotation, molecular function: transcription coregulator activity. Gene Ontology annotation, biological process: regulation of transcription by RNA polymerase II. Lineage: Eukaryota; Metazoa; Chordata; Mammalia; Primates; Hylobatidae. Gene Ontology annotation, cellular component: mediator complex; core mediator complex.